This is a messenger RNA of Camellia sinensis, 2289 nucleotides long. Lineage: Eukaryota; Viridiplantae; Streptophyta; Magnoliopsida; Ericales; Theaceae. The record is from RefSeq and is a predicted model, not a curated record.
GUUGAGUAAAAACACGUUACAUUUGCCUAUAAAGCAUUUGGCCUCUCCCCUGUUAAUAGUCAGCAAGCAUUACUACCUUUGUUUUUGAAUCUAGGAGCAAAGAUGGUCUCUAACAAUCAACUCUUUCACCUCUUUUUGUUUCUUUGUUUUUUCCAGAUUACUUGUUUGCAUGCCCAACUCUGCAUUCAAGAACAGACCUCUGCAUUGCUCCAAUUUAAGCAACAAUUUUCCUUCUUUAAAGCUGCUUCCGACGGUAUCUGUGCUUUUUACGGAAUCCAUUCUUACCCGAAGAUGGAGUCGUGGAAGGAGGGUUCUGAUUGUUGCUCAUGGGAUGGGGUCGAGUGUGACAACAACACAAGUCAAGUAAUUGGCCUCGACCUCAGUUGCAGCUGGCUCAACGGCACCAUCCACCCCAAUAGCACCAUCUUCUACUACUUUCCUCACCUCCAAAGCCUCAACCUCGCUUUCAAUCACUUUGGUAUGUCUCGAAUCUCAUCUGAAUUUAGUCGAUUCACCAGAUUGACACACCUCAACCUCUCUUACUCUAGUUUUUCUGGCAAAGUCCCUAUUGAAGUCUCCUUUCUGAGCAAAUUGAUCUCGCUUGAUCUCUCGAACAACUAUGGUUUGUGGUUGGAAGAACUGGGAUUUGAAUUACUUGUUCAAAACUUAACCAAGGUAAGAGAACUUAAUCUUGGAUAUGUAAACAUAUCUUCAGUGGUUUCGAAUUCCUUGCUCAAUCUGACUUCUUUAACACUUCUCGAUCUUUCUUUUUGUGGAUUGCUUGGAAAAUUUCCUGACGGAAUAUUCCAUUUACCACAUCUGAAUGAGCUGAUUAUAAGGUAUAAUCUUGCUCUCACUGGUUAUUUUCCCGAGUUUAUAAACUCGAGCAGUCCUCUCCAGUACUUGGACCUUUCACCCACUAAUUUCUCUGGAGAACUACCCGACUCAAUUGGGAAUUUGAAGUCCUUGAAAGUGUUGUAUGCCUCUAAUUGUAAAUUUUAUGGAUCCAUCCCUACGUCGCUCGGAAACCUUACGGAAAUGACUGAUUUGGACAUCGGAUAUAACAAUUUCACCGGCAUGCUCCCAUCUUCACUUUCAAACCUUGGAAAUCUCGUCUACUUGGCAGUUUCACGUAAUAAUUUUGAAGGGAUAAUUUCGGAUUUUUUACCCAACCGUAAAAAUCUUCUUUAUUUAUAUGCUGGUUCAAAUAACUUCAGCGGUCCAGUCCCAUCUUUGGUUGCAAACCUAACAAAACUUGUUGAGUUAGUUUUGAAGAAUAAUCAGCUAAGAGGACCUCUUCCAUCACAAAUAAUUGGACUUCCAAAUCUAGUGUGGUUAAGUUUAGCUCAUAACUUAAUCAACGGUACAAUUCCAUCUUGGGUUUUCAGCUUACCUGUAUUGGAUUACUUCAACAUCAGUAAUAACAAAUUGACUGGCCAUGUAAAAGAGUUCAAAUCCACUCAUUUAACUGUUGUUGAUUUGAGCAAUAACAACCUACAUGGUAGGUUUCCAAGUUCAACUUUCCAACUCGUGAGCCUUACUCAUCUCAUUCUUUCAUCAAAUAACUUCAGUGGUGAGCUAGACAUGCUCUGUCAUGCAGUUUUCCUUCAAUUACUUGUCCUGUCUAGUAAUAGCUUUAAUGGUUCUAUUCCACAAUGUUUAGGAAACUUCAGCACAAAUUUCUCUGUGCUCGAUCUGCGGAAGAAUAAUUUUUCUGGCACUAUUCCUAAUACAUUUGUAAAGGGAAAUUCCUUCAAAAUUAUCAACCUUAAUGGAAAUGGAUUUGAGGGUACAGUACCAAAAUCUCUAGUCAAUUGCAAAAUGCUACGAGUGGUAGAUCUUGGAUGUAACAAGUUCUCUGACAAAUUUCCAUUUUGGUUGGAAAAACUACGCUGGCUGCAAGUUCUAAGUUUGAGAUCUAACAAAUUCCAUGGACCUAUGCCAACUUCCGAAGCCAAAUUUCCCUUCCUUAACUUGAGAGUUAUGGAUUUGUCAGACAAUUAUUUUACUGGUCCACUGCCAAAAACAUAUUUCAAGAAUUUCAAUGCAAUGAUGAAUGUCAUAGAAGCCAAUUUUAAAUUGCAAUACAUAGAGAACUCUGGUUUUGAUUCUUUAUAUCAUUAUAUAUAUCAUUAUCAUGAUUGUUUGACUAUGGUAAUCAAAGGAUCAACCAUAGAAAUGGAAAAAGUCCUAACCAUUUUCACUGUAAUUGAUUUAUCAAAAAACAAUUUUGAAGGUCAGAUUCCACAGAUCAUUGGAAAGUUAAAUUCAAUCAGAGGACUCAUCUAA